UUUUUAGAACUGUGGUGUGCCAAAGUAGAUUUACCUUCAAUAACCAUUUAUUAAAUCUCUAUCCAUUAGACUCAAGAGCUGGCUGCAUUAAGCCUGAUUAUGGGAUGCCUGGCAGAGGAAAAGGGUCUAUGUGUCAAGUGUGUCAUCGAGUGAUUUAUAUCCCUGGCUGGGAUCUCUGUCUUGUCAUUCGAGAGUCUGCCACACAGAGGAGAGAGAAGCGUUCAGACCUGCACUGAUGGUGAACCAUAGGUUUAAUCAGUUUGUAGCGUGAGCCCAGACUCUGCUGGCAUGCCCUGACUCAGUGGCUCUCGUGGGGUUUCUGUCUAAUGUUGCCACACUUCAAGGAUCCCUUUCCUGACUUAAGUCUUCAACAUGGACCCUAAGGGUCCCGGUGGCCAAGUGAAAAGGUCCUCCCUGAAACGCAGCGCAUCUGGCUCGCAGAAGGCGCAGAGGGCUUGGAUUGAGAGGACCUUUGUCAAGCGAGAAUGUGUUCACAUAUUUCCCGGCAAGGAUCCAACCAGAUGUGCCUGUGGUCAGCUGGUAACGCAGCACCCGGCCAUCCCUCCCGGAGCCAGCUCCUUAGAGGAAGCCACCCUGGUGAAUAUCGACCCCCAAAAUGACAAAUGGAGUGUGAUCAAACACACCAGGACGUAUCCAACAGACUCCUAUGGAAACAUCGAAUUCCAGGGAGGAGGGUUCAUGAACAAGGCCAUGUUCAUUCGGGUUUCGUACGACACCAAGCCUGACAACCUCCUGCACUUGAUGGUGAAGGACUGGCAGCUGGAGCUGCCCACCUUGCUCAUCUCCGUGCACGGAGGUCUCCAGAACUUUGACCUCCAGCCCAAACUCAAGCAAGUGUUCGGCAAAGGCCUGAUCAAAGCGGCCGUCACCACGGGAGCGUGGAUCUUCACGGGCGGCGUUAACACCGGGGUUAUCCGUCAUGUUGGAGAUGCCUUAAAGGACCACUCCUCCAAGUCACGGGGGAAAGUGUGCGCAAUAGGAAUUGCUCCAUGGGGGAUCUUGGAGAACAAAGAGGACCUCCUUGGAAAAGAUGUAACCAGGCCAUAUCAGACCAUGGCAAACCCACUGAGCAAGCUGGCGGUGCUCAACAACAGCCACUCCCACUUCAUCCUGACCGACAACGGAACGUGCGGAAAGUACGGCUCUGAGGUCAAGCUCCGCCGGCUGCUGGAGAAGCACAUCUCCCUGCAGAAGAUAAACACCCGUUUGGGGCAGGGGGUUCCCCUGGUGUGUCUGCUAGUGGAGGGAGGCCCCAACGUUAUCUCCAUAGCCCUGGAGAGCCUGAGGGACGAGCCUCCCAUCCCGGUCGUGGUGUGUGACGGCAGCGGCCGCGCUUCUGACAUCAUAUCAUUCGCACACAAGUUCUCAGAGGAUGGAGGGCUGGUCAACGAUGAUGUCAGAGACCAACUUUUAGUCACUAUUCAAAAGACCUUCAAUUACAGCAAGAGCCAGUCCCAGCAGAUCCUGCUCAUGGUAAUGGAGUGCAUGAAGAAGAGGGAGCUGAUCACAGUGUUUCGAAUGGGGUCUGAAGGUCAACAAGAUAUUGAAAUGGCCAUACUUACCGCCCUCUUAAAAGGGACAAACGCUUCAGCAUCAGACCAGCUCAGUCUGGCUCUGGCCUGGAACAGAGUGGAUAUCGCUCGCAAUCACAUCUUUGUUUACGGGCACAAUUUACCCCCUGCCGGAGCCAUGGCCGUCACCACCACCUCUGGAGCCCCGGCUCAGGAAAAACCCAAGAGUCCUGCCACGGCCCCCCGCGGGAAGGCCCGCGCAAAGAAAGGGAAGGGCAAGGGGAAGGCAAAACCUGAACCUCCGGAGGAAACAGAUCCCAGGAAGCUGGAGCUAAUGCGUUGGGUGAACUCUCUGGAGCAGGCUAUGAUGGACGCUCUGGUGCUGGACAGAGUGGACUUCGUCAGACUUCUGCUUGAGAAUGGGGUCAACAUUCACCACUUCCUCACCAUCCCUCGGCUGGAGGAGUUAUACAACACGAAACUUGGCCCUGCAAAUACUCUGCACGUUGUGGUUAGGGAUGUCAAAAAGGGAAACCUUCCUCCAGAUUAUCAGAUCACUUUGAUUGACAUUGGACUGGUGCUGGAAUUCCUCAUGGGUGGAGCGUACAGGAGCAAUUAUACAAGGAAGGCUUUCCGCAACCUGUACAAUAAUCUGUAUGGAUUAAAGAGGCCUAAAGCUUUGAAGCUGUUGGGAAUGGAGGAUGAUGAACCAAGGACUAAAGGCAAGAAAAAGGCAAAAAAGAAGAAAGAAGAAGAAGUAGAAAUUGACGUGGAUGACCCCGAGGUGUGCAGGUUCAAGUUUCCCUUCCAUGAGCUGAUGGUGUGGGCAGUGCUGCUGAAGCGCCAGAGGAUGGCGCUGUUCCUCUGGCAGCGUGGGGAGGAGGCCAUGGCAAAGGCCCUGGUGGCCUGUAAGCUGUACAAGGCCAUGGCUCACGAGUGCUCCGAGAGUGAGCUGGUAGACGACAUCUCCCAAGACCUGGAGAACAACUCCAAAGAGUUCGGGCAGCUGGCCUACGAGCUGCUGGACCAGUCCUACAAGCACGACGAGCAGGUGGCCAUGAAACUCUUGACCUAUGAGCUGGUGAACUGGAGUAAUUCCACCUGUCUGAAGCUGGCAGUGGCUGCCAAGCAACGGGACUUCAUCGCUCACACCUGCAGCCAGAUGUUGCUCACUGACAUGUGGAUGGGAAGCUUGAGGAUUGGAAAAAACCCCGGUCUCAAGGUUAUUCUGGGAAUCAUCAUUCCCCUUUUCAUCAUGUUGCUGGAUUUCCGUAUCGGAGAUGAUGCCUCCCACCAAAAACCUGGAGAAAAGGAAGGGGGAAAGAACAAGGAUGAAGACGCAAAAUCCAGCAAGGAUCCAAACAACGACACAACUUCCCGAAAGGGCGACGAGGAGGAGGGCAGCGUCAAAGUCCAUAGGAUUCCCAUUGGAAAAAGGUUUUUUGAGUUUUACGACGCGCCCUUCACCAAAUUCUGGUUCAACACGAUUUGCUACCUUGGUUAUUUGUGUAUGUAUAAUUACAUUAUCCUGGUGAAAAUGGAGCGAUGGCCAUCCUUACAAGAGUGGAGCGUCAUAGCAUACAUCCUCACCCUUGGCACAGAAAAAGUCAGACAGAUUCUGAUGUCCGAGCCAGGGAAGCUGAAGCAGAAGAUCAGUGUGUGGAUGGAGGACUACUGGAACAUCACAGACCUCGUUGCCAUCGCCACCUUCCUUCUGGCAGUCAUGCUACGUCUGCAACCUGAGCCCUACAUGGGUUAUGGCAGGGUCAUCUACUGCAUAGACAUCAUCUUCUGGUACAUUCGUGUUCUCGACAUCUUCGGGGUCAACAAAUACCUGGGACCCUACGUGAUGAUGAUAGGGAAAAUGAUGAUCGAUAUGAUGUACUUUGUGGUGAUCAUGCUGGUGGUGCUGAUGAGCUUUGGGGUGGCCCGGCAAGCCAUUCUUCACCCUGACGAGGAGCCGACGUGGCGCCUGGCCAGAAACAUUUUCUACAUGCCCUACUGGAUGAUCUACGGAGAGGUUUUUGCAGACUCGAUAGACCGUAAGACUAGAAUUCAUAUCUAUGCUAUGGAAAUCAACCCUCCAUGUGGAGAACAUUUAUAUGAUGAGGAUGGGAAGAAACUUCCUCCGUGCAUCCCUGGAGCCUGGCUCACGCCAGCUAUCAUGGCCUGCUACCUGCUCGUGGCCAACAUCCUUCUGGUCAACCUACUCAUCGCCGUCUUCAACAACACUUUCUGUGAAAUCAAGUCCAUUUCCAACCAGGUGUGGAAGUUUCAACGAUACCAGCUGAUCAUGACUUUCCACGACCGCCCAAUCCUGCCUCCGCCUCUCAUCAUCCUCAGCCACCUCUACAUCGUCUUCAACAGGCUGUUCCGGCGCUGCAUACGGAAAAGAGCGGAGGGAGAGCUGGAUGAGAAGGAUCGAGGCCUCAAGCUCAGGCUGAAUCCAGAGGAGCUCAAGAGUCUGUACGAGUUUGAGGAACAGUGCGUGGAGGAAUAUUUCCGUGAAAAAGAAGAUGAACAGCAGUCUUCAAGCGAUGAACGCAUCAAGGUUACUUCAGAGAGGGUUGAGAACAUGUCAAUGCGCUUGGAGGAGGUGAAUGAGAGGGAGAACACCAUGAAGGCCUCCCUGCAGACAGUGGACCUGCGUCUGGCCCAGCUGGAGGAGAUCCAUGGACGCAUGGCAGUCGCCCUGGAAAAGCUGGCAGGGGUGGACCGGCUGGAGUUGACCAGGACCUUCUCACGAAACUCGUCUGUGUGCGAUCCCUCCUCCCUCCUCCGCCAGGGCAGCAUCAGCAGCGCCGAUGGUUACAGCCUUUACCGCUUCCACAUGGACAUGGAGGAGUUCGCCUCCAAGACGAAGGAGACAGAGGAGAAGACGACCUCCGCGCUCAAUGUCAAGGAAAGCGGUCAGACCUUAGAGGUGAAGGGUUUGGAGAGGGCGCGGCCUGGGUCCUGCGUGGACAUUCUCAUAUCUCCGUGUGAACAAAAGCCUGAUUCUCCGUUAUCGAGUCUAGAAACCAUGCCCAACCAAGACAGCGCGAUGAUGCUUGAUCCUUUAACUGACAAAAACAGACUGAAACCUUUAUCCCCUGCGAAAAGGACAAAAUCUUUAAAAUCCUUUGCAGCUGAGGACCAGCCCCUCUCUUUGACAAAGAGAAGAGCAAUGAGCAGCAUCGCUGUGAACCCACCGGAUGAACCCGAUCAACUCACCGUGCCUACAGGGAAGACCAGUCCCCUGGUAGGAACCUCUUCUUCUCCAAGAAGGGCUGUCUCUCUAAGAUAUCUUGCGACAGAAGACCAAAGUGAGACAUCUCUUAUCACAAAGAAGAGGGCUAUGAGCAGUGUCAUCUACAACCCAGAUGAGGGUGGGGGUGAUGUGCUCACUAAAUCUCCCAGUCAGAGCCCAGCAAAUCCAGAGUAUCAGGUACACGCGCCUAAAGUAUCCGCAGUCAAAGCGCUCACCCAACAGUUUCAAACCGCCACGGCAUCGGCAGCAGAACCAGAGGAAGGCAGUAAAAGGACGAAGGCCAAGAGAAACGUCUCAGACAGCACCGCAUAUCUGACCGUAGCCGACGAAAAGUACAUGCGCUCUCAGCGGUCGCAGAGCUGCAACGCCAGCGACAGGGGGGCCAAGCCCCUGGUGGUCCCCAAGGAGCCGAGAGCCUCCAGCAGCGAGAGAGACCUCACGGGAGCUGGCACGGUGUCGGCGCUUGGACAGGAGGAGGAGAAGAUCAAGAGCGAGGCGGGAAAGACGCAGGAUGAUGCACAGGAACCAAAAUAAAAGCUACUGAUGAAAGCUCAAAUCCUCCACACCGAGAAAACGUCUCCUAACAGGAUGACAGCAACGGAGGAAUCAUCACGAUGCUAUUUAUCGAUCAAGGGUAGUGAAAUUCAGCACUCUCAUAAAGAUCUACUUCCUUUACUUCUGCAGACUUCCACUUGUGUAACAUACAAGACCUUACAGAGACAAUCAGUUCCAGUAGUUAUUACCCCUUGUUACCCCACGUAGGCGAUGUAAAUGGGACCCGCCGGAUGUCUUUUGUUUCAGAACAAAAAUGAGAUAAGCAUGCAUGCAAAAACAUGAACAGCAAAAACAUUUACAUACGAUCGACAUGUCCGAAUACUGCUUGUAAACAUUUCCAGAUACUGUGUGCUUAGUAAUGACCCUUCUGGGGUCUCCCUACAGCUCUCAAGCAAAUACUGACAGUGGUAUUAACAGUACGUAUUCACCACAGCUUCCAACAAA
Messenger RNA from Cololabis saira (Pacific saury), 5781 nucleotides. RefSeq names its product transient receptor potential cation channel subfamily M member 1-like. The transcript is spliced from 27 exons. Bases 373 to 5316 code for a protein of 1647 amino acids. NCBI's taxonomy places the organism in Eukaryota, Metazoa, Chordata, Actinopteri, Beloniformes, Belonidae. Gene Ontology annotation, cellular component: membrane. Gene Ontology annotation, biological process: calcium ion transport into cytosol; protein tetramerization. The record is from RefSeq and is a predicted model, not a curated record. Gene Ontology annotation, molecular function: calcium channel activity.